Messenger RNA from Poecilia latipinna (sailfin molly), 3491 nucleotides. RefSeq names its product kelch-like protein 21. The transcript is spliced from 5 exons. Gene Ontology annotation, molecular function: protein binding. The record is from RefSeq and is a predicted model, not a curated record. Bases 411 to 2246 code for a protein of 611 amino acids. NCBI's taxonomy places the organism in Eukaryota, Metazoa, Chordata, Actinopteri, Cyprinodontiformes, Poeciliidae. Gene Ontology annotation, biological process: protein ubiquitination.
AAACAGGAAGCAACCCUACAGGUGGUGAGGAGGCCAAGGCUCUGCUGGCAAUUCCCAUGAAGACUCCUUACUCACUCUGAGUGACCACAGAGACAUACCGGAGGUUGUGGUGGGGGGUGUCUGACUGUUAGCGUCAGUUCCCUUGCCUGUUAGGUGUUCUCCCUAAAAUCCAACCCCCACUCCCGUCUGGAAAUGGAUACUGUGGGCGUAUUUAUAGCUGCGGACCACAAGCGAGCUCUUUCUUAAACACGUCGAAGGAGCUGGUUGCAUUCGUCAGAGUCGGACUGAGCUUCACUGUUGUGUUCUCUUGACUGUUUUACUUUUUCACUUGUGUAAUCAGCCUGGAGGGGCUUAUCAGAUGAAAUCCUCAUUCUGAACUCGACCACCAGUGAGACACAGUGAGAGGAAAGAUGGAGAAACCAGUUCUCCAGACGCAGCCGUCCACCUUACCUUUUUUUGACUCUUCGCACGCCUUCAACCUCCUGAGAGGAAUCCAUGAGCUACGAGCUGAGCGGAAGUUUUUCGACGUGACUUUAUGUGCCGAGGGGCGGGAGUUCCACUGCCACCGCACGGUGUUGGCUGCUGCCAGCACCUACUUCCGUGCCAUGUUCACCGGAACGUUGAGGGAGAGCGUAAUGGACAGAGUGGUUCUACACGAGGUGUCAGCCGAGCUUCUAGGCUUACUGGUGGACUUCUGCUACACGGGUCGGGUCACGGUCACUCAGGACAACGUGGACCUCCUGCUGAAGACGGCUGAUUUGUUCCAGUUCCCCUCGGUCAAAGAGGCCUGCUGUGCGUUUCUGGAGCAGCGUCUGGAUGUCUCCAACUGCUUAGAGAUACAAGACUUUGCAGAGGCUUACGCUUGCAGGGAGUUGGCGACUAGUGCGCGCCGCUUCGUCCUCAAAAACAUAAUGGAGCUGGCGAAAGGGACAGACUUUGAGCGGUUGCCAUGGAAGCGCCUACUAGAGUUCGUGUCCGACGACGAGCUUUGCGUGGAUAAGGAGGAGACGGUCUACCAAAUCGCAGUGCGGUGGGUAAAGGCUGAUCUGCAGCGACGGCUGCACUACUGGCCUGAACUCCUCCAGCAGGUCCGCCUCCCGUUCGUCAGGCGGUUCUUCCUCCUGGCCCAUGUGGAGAGUGACCCGCUUGUCUACCUGUCACCCACCUGCCUCCGCAUGGUGAACGAAGCCCGCAGCUUCCAGUCCUGUGAAUAUGAUCGUCACGACAGGCCGUGCCACCGCAUGCGGCCUCGGCCCUCUACGGGAUUGGCGGAAAUCCUGGUGGUGGUCGGAGGCUGCGACCAGGACUGCGACGAACUGGUCACUGUGGACUGUUACAACCCUCAGACCGGACAGUGGCGCUACCUGGCCGAAUUCCCCGACCACCUUGGAGGAGGUUACAGCAUAGCAGCCCUUGGAAAUGAUAUGUAUGUCACAGGAGGUUCUGACGGCUCCCGCCUGUACGACGGCGUGUGGCGCUACAAGUCCAGUGUGAACGAGUGGACGGAGGUGUCGCCCAUGCUGAAGGCCCGCGAGUACCACAGCUCGUGCGUGCUGAAAGGCCAGCUGUACGUGGUUGCGUCGGACAGCACCGAGCGCUACGACCAGGCUCUGGACUGCUGGGAGGCCUUGCCAGGCAUGCUGCACCCCAUGGACAACUGCUCCACGACAGCGUGCAACGGCCGCCUGUACGCUAUAGGCUCUCUGACCGGCGAGGACACCAUGGCCGUCCAGAGCUACGACGCCGAAACCAACCGCUGGACCAUGGUCAACUGUGGACAGCUGCCUCCCUGGUCCUUCACUCCCAAAACUGUGACCCUCAAUGGCCUCAUUUACUUUGUUAGGGAUGACUCGGCGGAGGUUGAUGUUUACAGUCCACAAAAGAACGAGUGGGACAAAAUUAGCCCCAUGAACCAGGUCCACGUCGGAGGCAGCGUGGCAGUCCUGGGCGGUAAGCUGUUCGUAUCCGGCGGUUACGACAACACGUUCGAGCUGUCGGACGUCGUGGAGGCGUACGACCCGACGAACCGCUCCUGGACGGCGGCCGGACGGCUCCCCCAGCGGACCUUCUGGCACGGCAGCGUCAGCAUCUUCCGCCAGUUCAUGCCGCUGGUGGCCAGCUCGUUUGAACCCACCGACACACCCGAGUCCAACGCCAUACACCUCCACCGGCACCAGCGCCACCAAGCGCUCCACAACCUCAACAACAAUCUGAACCAGAACCAGGAUGUAAACCCAGCGCAUUGACGCGGGUCAUACAUGCUCGCCGUGUUCUCUCUUUGCAAAAAUACUAAAUCUUACCAAGUAUGUUGAGUUUAGUUUCUAGUGCAAAUAUAAUAAAACAAAACUAACUUACAAGUAAUCUUUCAGCAAGAUAUGACUUUUAAGUUAAUAAUUUCUUAAUAUUGAUGAGAGAAAUAAUCUGCUGGUGGAACUAGUAUGUUUUCAUCCAUAUUAAAGAAUUGCUGACUUGGCUCUUAUUCAAAUUAAAAUAUACUUUAAUAAUCCCAAAGGGAAAUAAAUGUUGUAACUCGUAUGAAUUCAAAAUUCUUUAUAUCUUGCUGAAAAGUUACUUCCAAGUUAGUUUAGUCUAAUUUUAAGUAUACUAAGGUAUUUGCACUGAAAACGAAACUAAAAAGAUGUUUCGUAAGAUUUUGCUUUUGCGGUGUUCUGUUUACCUCAUUGCUGCAAGGAUUGGUGGGAAAUCUCGAUUGGGAAUGAUGUAAUUGUUUGGUGUUGAUGAGAUAUGAUAUGCUGCUGCUCAAUAUCUAUGUUAUGGGUUAUAGAUUUAUUUGCUUUAAAGUAGAUUUUGAACCCUGCUACAUCUUGGCUCUGAGAGAAUGAAGGGAUAUGAACUGCAACAGCAGAAGGAUGGCGGUGAAAACAGUUAAAAGCACUUUAACUUUUAACAAUCAUAUUAUAUUCACAAUAAGCUCCAAAUAAUUUUGAAUAUUUUUGUUGUGAAAGUGCUGAAAUAAUCUGUCAUUUAGACCAUGGUGUGUAUACCAUCACACUCUGAGGUACCUGGAUUUUUCUUUCCUUUGUUGUUGACUCUAAUGCAUGAGAGAAGACUGCAUAUAGUUUAAACACAUUAUAAUCCAUAUUAUUUCCCUUUCUUGGUUUUUUUUUAUUUACAUAUGGUCAUAACAGUGUGCAUCUGCUAGGGAAAUAGAUUGAGAUUUACAGCUUUAGUGUCAUUUGAUGUACAGAAAAGGUUUGAAAUGAUUGGACAACAUCCAACCUAGAUUUAGUUUUACGUAUUGUUCAAAACUACUUCAUUUCUGUUUAUGCAUAUGGGGUUUCUGGAGAUUUUCAGCCCUCUUGUGGACUUUCCUGGUCACUACAUGGGGUUACAGACAGAAUUAGUUUGUGCUAUCUAAUAUUUUUUACUCUUUUCUGUAUAUUGAUAGAUAAUUUUGAGUUUUAGAUAACAAGAUAGCUGUUUGUAUGCCUUGAUGAAAGGGUGAAACACUAGUAAACAUUCACAGAUUG